This is a messenger RNA of Coccinella septempunctata (seven-spotted ladybird), 1616 nucleotides long. RefSeq names its product inositol-pentakisphosphate 2-kinase (gene Ipk1). Gene Ontology annotation, biological process: inositol phosphate biosynthetic process. The record is from RefSeq and is a predicted model, not a curated record. Gene Ontology annotation, cellular component: nucleus. Lineage: Eukaryota; Metazoa; Arthropoda; Insecta; Coleoptera; Coccinellidae. Bases 199 to 1533 code for a protein of 444 amino acids. Gene Ontology annotation, molecular function: ATP binding; inositol-1,3,4,5,6-pentakisphosphate 2-kinase activity. The transcript is spliced from 6 exons.
AACUGUCAUAAUAACCUAACCUAUAACUUAACGUCAAAGUAAUUAAACAAAUAAAAAUGUGAAACCAAAACUUGAACGGAGAUACCAAGGCCAGUAUAGAGAAGAUUCAAAAUGUGUAUGAUAUUCAGUAAUAGCUCAUAAUUGAACCGUUUAUUGCGAUAAAUGAGUCAUCAACCUAUUUUUGUUUUCCCCUAAAAAAUGGUUGAACUUGAUUGUUUUAAGAUACCAAACGAUUGGGAAUAUAGGGGUGAAGGUAAUUGCCAUGUAGUGCUAGGGCUUCCUGCCUUGAAGAAAGUCCUUCGUAUACGAAAAAGAGAUAAGCCUAAGACUCUCCUUCAAUGGCUGAGUUAUAUCUUUGAAAGUUUUUUGUGGUGGUUGUUCAAUGUUGAAGUGGCUGCGGAAUAUAGAGAUUUGCUCUUCUAUUUGAACAUAAUGAGGCCUAUGUUGGGGUAUACUUACACUUCUGAUGCGAAACAAGUUAAAUUGUACCGGGAAGAAGUGAACCGAAUUGAAGAUCAAAUAUCAAAGCUACGACCAGAAUUCAGGAAGCAUAAAAAACUUCAUUUUGGAAGAGCUACAUUAUUCCAAGAUUUUACUAUGUUGCCUUUUGAGCAUUCAAUGUUCGAACUGACUGAGCAUACUUUUGCGAUUGAGAUUAAACCCAAAAAGGGUUGGACCCCAUUUAGUGAAAGAAGUUUUCCGGAAUGUAUAUUUUGUAUGAAUCAGUUCAUGAAACUGAAAGGAAAAAAGAUAACUAAAAGGAGUAAUUAUUGUCCAAGAGAUCUUUUCUCAGGAGAUGAAAUACGAAUGAUUAAAGCCAUAUUAGCCUUAGUGGAUAAUCCUCAGAAUAAUUUGUGUAUUUUUAAAGAUGGACAAAAAGUGUAUGAUGAGAAUAGUGCCAAAUGCGAGAUUACUCCAGUAUUGGAGGACCUGUUUCAGAAUUAUUCGGAGAAAAAAGAGGAGUUACUAAGUGAUUUUGCAUAUUUGCUAUUCCAAUGUCUCACCAAGCCUUUUGAGACUCAACCAGAUUGUAGUGCAAAGUUAUUCUGCAAAUGGGACAUGAUAAUACAGGGAGAUUCUUUAUCAAAAGGCUGUAUUUUAGAAAAAAUUUUAUCUGUGCAAAUGAUAGAUGUUGAAGGGACCUCUUAUUAUAACAAACUUUCGAAAGUUCAAAACUCUGAGUGGGGAUAUGUUGAAAAUAUAUUAAAAAGUUUAGAUCCCACUAAGUGUGUCAAAUGUUCUUUAUGUACUUUGUCAAACACUACAACAACAAUGAACGAGGAACUUGUCUUGUCCUUGUAUUUGAUUGCUGCCAUUGCAAAUGAUUGCUCACUUAUGGUUACUUUGAAGAAGAUCAGGACUGAUAAUAAUAGGAAGUGGUCUUCCAUAGAUAAAGUUGUACAUUCCAAAUUCGGUUCAUUUUUGGUGAAUGUUGGAGUGUUUGAUUUGUAUCCCAAACCAAUGUCAACCAUAAGAAAACAUGUCUUAAGAAACAGACAGUUGUUAGAAUUAUAUGAGAUCAUGAAGGAGUGAUAUGGUGUACUUAUAAAAUCGUAUUUUUAAUUGUUGAUUAUAUUUUCGAGGUUUACAAAGAUUAAUACAGUUAUAUAAACAUA